Tetrahymena thermophila SB210 is the source of this 1584-nucleotide messenger RNA. Its product is annotated as cytochrome P450 family monooxygenase. The transcript is spliced from 2 exons. Gene Ontology annotation, molecular function: monooxygenase activity; oxidoreductase activity, acting on paired donors, with incorporation or reduction of molecular oxygen; iron ion binding. The record is from RefSeq and is a predicted model, not a curated record. Lineage: Eukaryota; Ciliophora; Oligohymenophorea; Hymenostomatida; Tetrahymenidae.
AUGUCAUUUUUAGCUUACUUUGCUUUAAUAGCAACAGUGACUGUAAUUUACUUAGCAUUCCGAAUUGUUAUUUUCCCUAAACUAAAAAUUAAAAAACUAAAAAAUAAAUAUGGAGAUUAAGUUAUAGUUUUGUAUAAUUUUGGGUCAGGACUUAUUUAAGAAAAGAAGAAAAGUUUAAAGCAACAAGGUGACAGUCUUGGAACUAUUCGCAAAUUAUUGUGGAGUAACCCUAAAGCUAAGGCAAUAAUUCAUAAUAACGCUUCUGGAUAAAUAGCUUAUUCUUUUAUUGAUCCUGAACUUAUUAAAUAGGUUCAUUAAUAACCAGAAUUUUUUGUUAAGUAAGUAAACCACCCAGCUGUUCUCUACUUAUUUUCUAAAUCAAUCCUUUGUAUGCAAGGAAAGGAAUGGUAGAAAUAGAGGUAGUUUUUUGGUAAAUCUUUUCAUUUUGAAGAAAUAAGGAACUACUUACCAAUUAUUAAAGAAACUUCACAAUCAGUAUUUGGAUCUAUAAAAGAAAAUCUAAGUGAUAGUUCUUAAAUAGAAAUUUAAGUUGUCAAAAUCUGUGAAAGUGUGACAUCAGAAGUUGUAUUUAAAGCAUUUUUUGGAUUUAAUUCCUAAAAUUUAAUAAAUGGAUCAUAGAACUCAUUAGUCUAAGAAAUUGUAUCAAUAAUGACUGAUUCUUAUAGAAUAUUUUAAUUUAAUAAAUUAGCUUUUAUUAAAUUUUUGAUUUUUAGAAAGAGAAGCUACGAUUUUUUCCCUCUAUAAUGUGAAAGGGAAAUUGUAUAACGUUUAAGGAAAGUAAAAGAGGAAUGUGAUAAAAUUGUAUAAUAAAGAAAAUAGCAACUAUUAAAUAAUCCUUCUCUAUAUAAAUACAAUUUUUUAGAUUAGUAUUUGAAGGAAAUCCUUCUAAAUAAAAACUAGGAUAUAAGAGAAGAAAAUAUAAUUGAUAAUUUUUUAGCAUUACUGUUUGCUGGAACGGAUACUACAGGAAACAUGGUUGGCACAUCUAUUUUUUAUCUUUCAUAAAAUCCAGAAAUACAAAAUAAAGCCAGAGAUGAGGUAAUAGAAUUAUUAAGAAAAAAUCAUUAAUGUAAUAAAAUGCAAGAUUUGUAUGAAUAAAUGACUUUUGAAGAUAUUACUAAUUUCAAUUAUUUAAAUUCCGUAUUAAAAGAGUCACUUAGAUUAAUUCCUCCUGCUGUGAAUGUAUUCCCAAGAAAAGUUAUCAAAGAUUUAUAAAUAGGUAAAUUUCAGUUAAAAAAAGGUGAUGCAGUCAAUACUAAUUUUAUUUGUGGUCAUUAUAAUCCUUAAGUAUUCAAAAACCCAGAAUAGUUUGAUCCUUCUAGAUGGAUGAAUGCAAACGAAUAAAAUUAAUUUAGUUUCACUCCCUUUUCUUUAGGUCCUAGAAACUGCAUAGGGCAGCACUUAGCUAUGAUUGAAGGAAAAUGUAUGUUGGCUUAUAUUUUACUUAACUUUGAAAUUAUUCCAAAUCUCAAAGUAAAGGUAAGAAAGGAAGCUAAAAUGAGUUAUGGAUUAAUACCAGACAAUCUUGUUUUCUUUAAAAAAAAUUGCAAAAAUUAUGAUUGA